AUGACAGUCGCCAUGCCUGGGGAACGAGCGGACGAGCAUGCAUUUCUCAGCUCCGUCGAGGGCGAGAUUUCCUUCUUCCGUUCCAUCAUGCGCGCCCGCCCCGUCGGUAUACACCGCUACUUCCACGUUCUCGCCAUACGCAAUGCCAUUCUCAAGGAAACAGGUCGCUCGGUCCAUGUAGAAACUAUCUGGGAGAAGCUGCGCGAGUGCUACGACCUCGACGCGUUGGAUGCUAUCGACAUCGAAGCGCAGGGGUACCUCUCGGGCAAAUCCAAUUCAUCACCUGUCUCAAUCCGAUCACCAUCCCCAUCCGAGAACCUCGCCGCGCACCCGUUCUUCCGCGAAGAGUUCUCGCUGCCGUACGAAGAGUUUGAGCCUAUUAUUGCGCAGCGUCGCCUGCGCUCUACCGCGUCUCUACCCUCGACCCCCGCGACCUCCCCGGCUCCUAUGUCUAUACCCACUGCGGCCACGGCCGCGCCUAGUCCACGUGCAUCCGCGUCAACGUCUGGCAACAAACGCGGGGCGGGGCGGAAGCGCGGAACAAAGAGCGCGCGGAGCAAACUGAAUCUUGCGGGGCUCGUGGGUGGAGACAGCGAUAGCAGCGCGCUGACGCUGGAGAGCGGGGACGAGGGAGGCGCGCCGGAGACGCCGAGGGAGAGUGUGGUCACUGGCACGGAUGCUGGGACAGAAUAUGCGGAAGAUGAGGACACGGAGAUGCGCGAACCAUCACCUGCGGCAGAGGCAUCGCCAAAGCCAACGCGUGGACGACCACCAAAAGCUGGGCGAAGAGGGCGUGCAGGCGCACCGCGGGGUGCGCCUUCGACGCGCGGGGCGAAGAAGAGGAAACGUUGA
Molecule: messenger RNA, 852 nt
Organism: Psilocybe cubensis
Lineage: Eukaryota; Fungi; Basidiomycota; Agaricomycetes; Agaricales; Agrocybaceae
Exons: 3
Coding region: 1-852 (283 amino acids)
Biological process (GO): regulation of transcription by RNA polymerase II
Cellular component (GO): NuA4 histone acetyltransferase complex; nucleus
Molecular function (GO): DNA binding
Source: RefSeq, a predicted model, not a curated record